AUGAUAGAUGCGUUUGUGUUUUCCUUAGCUUCUUACGAAACCUCCGAUGACACCGUGUCGGCAAUUCUUCAGUCGACUGACGACCUCCCAGGAGGCGCCUUGGACCUGCUCCAUCUUGACAGCUUUCCGGGAGGUCGGCAUCCGCACGAGCCUGUAAUGGUUGGACGCAGCACGCACGGCCACGUUGUCAUCGCUUGCCGUGGAACCGCGGACGUAUGGGACGUCGUACAGGACCUCAAGUAUUUCCCUCGGAACGUUCAGGGUGUGGCUUCUGGAGGCACAGCGCACGCUGGUUUCGUCGAGCGCGCAGAGAGGGUGCCUCUGCAGCCGUUCCUCGACCUGCUCGCGGCUGGCCACUGCCUCGUCUUCACUGGUCACUCGCUUGGGGGAGCUGUCGCGUCACUCUUAACUCUCCGUUUCGUCGAAGCCGCGGAACAACAGGGUCUCUGCACGCAUGGCGGCCGGGUGCAGUGCAUCACGUUUGGCUCGCCGCUUUUCGCCAGUCCAGACCUCGCUGAUGUCAUUAACGAUAAACAUCGCGACGUCUACUGCCACGUGGUAUCGAAGCAUGACCUCAUCCCUCGCCUGCUACCGUUGGUGUCGCUCGUGCAGCGGUUGAAAGGCCGGGGAGCGGCAGCGGAGGCGCUGGAGACGUUUCGUUUGGUGCGCGUGAUUCUGGGCGUGGUUCAGCACGCAACGCGCCUGCCCGUAGCCAACAUGCUGCACGCCGCCGAGUCGUUCAUCCCGCCGCCCAUCCGCCUGCUUCUCACCAGCGCCAUUCAGCUGCUCUGGCCGUCACGCACUCCCGACCAGUACGCCUUCGCGGGGAACUUUCUCUUUCUGGACCCCGCGGCGCAUUGUGGCGACACGGCUGUACACCUGGUGCAAGCGGAGUGUUUAAGCGAGUGGCCGCGGCAGAUGGGUUUCGCGUUGUCGCUCAAUUUCAACUUCUUUACGCGCCAUCUCAUGGCGUCGUACCAACAGGGAGUCGCCAAAGGCAUUCGCUCCAGCCUUCUCUCGCGCCUCGCCGUUGGAGGCAUCGCGGCAGCAGCCGUUACCAGGUCGGGUUUGUCGGACCGAAAGAGGGGGACCGCGCGUGCGGCGGAGUUGUCGUGGCCGAUGGACGAGGAGUGGAGGCGGCGAGAGUGCGAGUGUGUGUGCUGCCGAGCGGUGCCUUCCGCUGCGGAGACCCGUGCGAGCGCUGACUCCUGUUCAGCGCGGCCGGGGCAGCACGCUCCGUGUUAUCCGUCGUCGCUGAUAAUUGACCCCGAAUCCGUGCACCUUGUACGGUCGCCGGACAGCGGAUGCGCGCCAUGCGACAAAGAGGAUACGGCCGAGCGGUUCUCUCCUCACUUGCCGAAUGCGUAUGCGAGGCCGGCAGCUGUAUUCUGCCCCUCCUGCUCGCGGCGCAGCAAGGCCGCGGUAGGCGGGAUGGUGUCUGAUCUGUGCGUGCGCAGGGGCACCAUGGUGUGUGGGCAAAGUGGCAAGGCAGCGCAUGUAGUGGGCGGUGUGGGGAAGGGCGGCAGGCAGGCGUGGAGCAUGGGCGUGCUGGUGUCGGCGGUGGUGCGAGUGUCGGAGCAGCUGAGGUCCAUGUCCACGUGGUCCUUCCUCUGGACCACCGUCAAGCUGCUGCUGGGCAGCCCGCUCUUCUGA
This is a messenger RNA of Closterium sp. Yama58-4, 1653 nucleotides long. Lineage: Eukaryota; Viridiplantae; Streptophyta; Zygnematophyceae; Desmidiales; Closteriaceae. The record is from the annotation of a GenBank genome assembly.